Molecule: messenger RNA, 647 nt
Organism: Arabidopsis lyrata subsp. lyrata
Lineage: Eukaryota; Viridiplantae; Streptophyta; Magnoliopsida; Brassicales; Brassicaceae
Exons: 2
Coding region: 57-398 (113 amino acids)
Source: RefSeq, a predicted model, not a curated record
UAACACUCCAUCGUCGUCUACAACCUCCAUUGUCGUCUUCAAGCUUUGAAAACAAGAUGUGGUCGGCGAUCCGAAAUGGUGCACGGAACGUGGGACGUUUUGCCUCGAAGUAUAUCCAAAAAAAGGGAGAUGCGGAGAUUAUUGACAAGGUGAUGACUGCUGCAGAAGAGGGGAAGAAAGCCUGGGAGAAGGUGAAGUUUUGGAAGGAGAGAGCUAAGGCGGUUGAGAAGCCGGCGGAAGAAGAUAUCAGUGAUCCGACUCCGGAGAGAGCUGAGGCGGUUGAGAAGCCGGCGGAAGAAGAGAGUGCUCAGACUUCGUGGUUGAGGAAGUUUGGCGACAGGUUUUUACACAGGAGCUCCUGCAUGGGCUCGGCGAGUACUCUCCCUCCUCGCCGCUGAAUCUAGGUUUGGUUUUAAGUUUCUUUAAAUUUCGGUUGUCGGAACAAUUUUGGGAUUUUACGACCGGCGGAUCUGGUCAUGUCCGGUCGUUUCCGUUUCUGACGUGUCGUUUUUGGUCUAAUGUUCGGUUGUCUUUAUGGGUCUUUGCUGCUGCUACUUAGAAUCUUAAGAUCUGGAUUGUCCUGUUUGUUUCUGAAAUUUGGGUGUUGUUUCUAAAACAAAAAUUUGGCUCGAAUUUCUGAGUUUAUU